CUCCGCGCCGAAAGAGGCACGUUGCCGGGGCAAGCAUCGUAGCUCACGUUCCGUUCUCCGCUAUCCGUGCCACGCGGUUGCCCCGCUCCGAGUUGGCCCGUUCGGCUUCUGACCGAGCUGUCGACAUUGGUUGCUGUUCUUCAGUCAGUGCGUGGCACAUACGAGCAGUGGGAGAACUUCAACAGCGGUUGGUCGUGACUUAGCCUCCCUUCGAGUAGUGCGCAAGAACUGCCCUCCGGAUCGCAUGUCUUCGCUUUGGUGGCGUUAGCGGUUUCGUGUAGCUUGCUCUUAACCUUCGACGUUAUGUCUGGCGUUAGUGUGGCCGUUUGCUACGGCAGUAGGGUUCAAUGGCCCGUCGUAGCGCACUUGUAUGUAAUUUAGGCAUUCCUUGCUGCCCUACUGCCGAACGAUGUAAAUACUCCUUUUCUGCCGCUAGCAGAGAAGUGGAAUAUCGAUUGGUCUAAUAAUAAUUGAUAGGCAUGCCAUUCAAGGGUGCUGUAUUUGUGUUCAUGAUAUACAUUACUUGCGCGGCGGCAUUCAUAAUUUCCCGUCGUUAGCCCGCCCUUAGCUAAUUCCGACCUGUUCACGAUAGUUGCGUGUCAACAAUGUGUGGCAGUGGUGCCGAGGUUGCCAGAAACCGAUUACGGUCUUGACAACACGGCCAGACACUUACGUCAUUCGAUGGGCACUUGCAUACACGGCAGCAUUUAUGCGUGCGAGUGGAGACUGAACUAAGAGACCAAAGUUUCCUGGACACUGUUGCGAAUGACCAUGUUCCGGUGGCGAAGUGGAUGUCAGCGGGUGUUUCCCAGUGACCACAGCAUGAGAAGCUUCACAUUGUUCGCAGCGUGCUUGUACUGGUUUCCAAAUUUUGUGGCGGCGCCGAGUACCGUCCUGAACGGUGACGACUCUUACGGGCCCCGCCUGCUCCAGGAACCUCCGAGCGUGGUGCGCUUUUCGAGCGACGCUGGCGCUUUCCUGCAGUGCACGGCCGAUGGUCGGCCCGUGCCCGCCAUCACGUGGGAAAUGGCCGACGGCAGCCCAGCUCAUACGGUGCCGGGCAUUCGGGAGUUCCGCUCGGACGGAUCGCUGGUUCUGCGACCGUUCGGAAGUUCGCAGUUCCUAGCCGAAGUGCACUCGGCCACCUACCGCUGUCUGGCUUCCAACAACCAAGGGCGCGUCAAAGGCCGCUUGAUACACGUCCGUGGCGUGGUGCCAGAGAGCCUCGUAGUCUCUGUGCCGGAUGUCUACGCCAUUCGAGGGAAUGCAGCCGUUCUACGUUGCCACUUGCCGACUUCAGUGAGAGAUUACGUCACAGUGACGUCGUGGACUCGCAGUGACGGUCUCACAGUGGCAAACACGGUCCCCAUAGGGCAACGGGGCUCGGAAAGCAAGUAUGUGAUGCUACCAACGGGUGAGCUGAUUAUUCGUGAGGUGUCGGCCUCCGAAGCAUUCCACAGCUACCGUUGCCAGGUGCAUGACGCUCUCACUGGUCAGAGCCAUCUCAGCAGCACUGCCGGGAAAGUGAUCGUCACAGAGCCUCUGGGCAAGCUUGCCCCUCGUAUGAUGGAGUCCCGUAGGUCGACGCAAGCGCAACAGGGCAAGCAGGAGGUUCUGCCAUGCGUUGCCCAGGGUCAUCCGUCUCCUCGGUACUCUUGGUUUCGCCUCACAGGUGACUAUAAGAGUAUGGCAACACAGAGUCAUGACAGCGAAGUCCAGAUACCCGUGAAGCCUUCCAAGAAGGUGUCCCUGUUAUCGGGGGGUGCUGUGCUGACGAUUCACGAAGUCGUACCAGACGACGAGGGAAGAUACCUCUGCUUUGCCAACAACUCGGCCGGACAAGACAAAGCCUACAUGGACCUCUUCGUGACUGCCCCGCUGUCGGCAACCAUCGAUCCUCCUGUGCAGCUUGUGGACGCAGGCAGGAGUGCUAACUUGAGCUGCAGGGUGUCUGGGCGUCCUGUAGAAGGAGUUGUGUGGAUGCACAACGGCGUGCCUCUCUUUGCUUCUCCCUCGUCAUCUGGCGGCACUGGGACCGGAAGUGGCAAGAUUACUUCCGUUUCCGGUUCCGCAAAUGUGGCCCUGCUGUCGCGUGACGUGCUGCGCGUCGCUCCAGUGGAGCGCAGGGACAGCGGAAUGUACCAGUGCUUUGUCUACAACCGGCAAGAUUCGGCGCAGGGAACCGCUCACAUCAUAGUCACAGAGGACGCUCCAGUGCUAGAACAUGCGUUUCCCGAGGUCCAAGUUGCUUCUGGUAGCAGUGCGUCCCUCAAGUGUUCCGCGUCCGGGAAUCCCUUGCCCCAAGUGACGUGGACUCUUGACGGGGAAGUGGUUCCCGAGCAUUAUCAUGUCCGAAUUGGAGACUACGUCAGCAGUGAACGCCUCGUUCACAGUUACGUGAACUUGACCAGCGUGCGCGUGGAGGACGGUGGCCUCUACUCGUGCGUGGCGCGAAACAGCGCCGGUCAGGCAUCGCACUCGGCGCGUCUCGUCGUGCCGGGAAAGCCCGUGGCACGGAGGCCCACGGCAAACGUGACGGCGCUGGCAGGCCGCACGGUUCGCCUGUACUGCCCCGUGGCAGGAUACCCUAUCCACAGCAUCGCUUGGCAGAAAGACGGCCGCUGGCUUCCCCAGAAUCACCGGCAACGCAGCUUUCCCAACGGCACCCUGGUGGUGACGCAAGUGCAGCGUAGCCAGGACACCGGCUGGUAUGAAUGCAUGGCUCGCGACGCGCAAGGGAACACCGCACGAGGGCAGCUGGCCGUGCGUGUCAUGACGCCACCUGUGGUGAGCCCGUUCAAUUUUCCGGACGACCUGACUGAAGGCAAGCGAGCGGGCGCAGCCUGCAUUGUGUCCGAUGGGGACCCGCCCAUCUCCAUCGGAUGGCUCAAGGACGGACGGCCCCUGGACGAGAAGGCGUUAGGCGCCACCGCGUCACGAACGAACGAUUACACAUCCUUCUUGUCAAUCAUCGCUGUCCGCCAGGAGCUCCAUCGGGGCCUGUACACCUGCGUCGCUUCUAAUCCGGCAGCUUCGGCCAACUACACGGCACCUAUGCUGGUUCGCGUUGGCCCGCGGUGGCAGCACGAACCUGAAGACAAAACCGCGAUACUAGGUCAUCCUCUAAUGUUUGACUGCCAAGCGCAUGGCUUCCCGAUCCCAGUUAUCCGAUGGAAGAAAGAACGCUUGUCCGAGGACGGCAGCCGCCAGUUUGCAACCAUAACGAGCAGCUCCCACUCCCGCGUGCUGGAGAAUGGCUCGCUUGUCAUCAAUGAAGCUGAGCGCUCGGACGCCGGUCGCUACCUGUGCCAGAUUCAGAAUGGUGUUGGUUCUGGCAUCUCAACCGUGGUCAAGCUCGACGUGCACGAGGCAGCCCACUUCGAGAGGCGUUUCCGUGCCGUGACGGCACGGCGUGGAGAUCCGGUGAGCCUGGCGUGCAAGGCUCAGGGCGAGUCGCCAAUCACACUUACCUGGACACGUGACGGCCACCACUUCAGUCCGACGCAGGAGUCAAGAUAUCUGGUCCAAGAAAACUCAGGCGACGGGUGGUCGGAAUCCGUGCUGCGCCUCGCCAACUCGGACCGACGGGACUCGGCUGCUCUCACCUGUCACGCUGAGAACCCUUACGGUAGCGACGACACUGUCUUCCAGCUCAUCGUUCAGGAGCCUCCGGGGAAGCCGCAGGGUUUGGAGACAAUUCAGACGACGAGCCGUACCGUGACACUUGCCUGGGUGGCGCCAUUCUCUGGAAACAGCCCAGUGCUGAAGUACCUGCUGGAGCACAAGUCUUCGAGCGGUUCUUGGGAGUACGACACGCAGCUUUCACCUGAGGACACCAGCAAGCUCUCGUACCUGGUGACUGGUUUGCGGCCAGCAACAAGGUACGAGUUCAGGAUCCGCGCUGGAAACGCGCUCGGACUAAGUGACCACAGCGACCCCCUGGUGGUCACCACUGACCAAGAAGCUCCAAGCGGUACCCCGCAGGACAUCCAAGUGACCCCGACUGGUUCUCGGAGUCUACACGUCACGUGGAAGGAACCACCGGAGGAGGAGACGAACGGUCCCGUUCAAGGUUACUACGUGGGCUAUCGGGUUCGUGGCAGCGGCCUACCGUAUUCGUACAAGACUCUGCAAAGCGGUGCUCCAUCGUCGCCUGCCCAGUCGCAGCAUCAUGAGUGCGACCUGCGCGAAUUACGGCCCCGUACCCGCUACGGCAUCGUCGUUCAGGCCUUCAACGCUAAAGGUGCCGGACCGGCAUCGGAAGAGGUGGCUGGGCAGACCCUGGACUUUGACCGGCCAGCCUCUCCUCGGCUGAAGCUGGUGUCGUCGACUUCGUCCUCCAUAAACCUGAGCUGGGAUGUGGCAAACGACCAGCCCAUCGACGGCUACCUCCUUUUCAACAAAGCCGAACCGGGCCAAGAACGACGUUCACCCUCUAUUGAGGGAGCGCCGUCUUCAGACUGGUCCUCCGUACAGACAGACGCAGAGCGGUCGACGCACGCGUUCCGUGGUUUGGGUUGCGGCCGAAGUUAUGCGUUCUACGUGGUGGCCUUCAAUGGCGCCGGCCGAGGAGCCCGAAGCAACGUAGUAUUAGCCAAGACGGAUGGGUCAGUUCCCGUGGCACCGGACAUGCGCGAGUUUGUCGCCGCCAACGUGUCCUGGGCGACCCUUCGGCUGGGCACGUGGAGAAGCGGAGGCUGUCCGAUCUCGUCCUUCACUGUUCUCUACAAGAGGCAGUCGUCACCUGGCGACUGGACGCCGGCGGCAACGAGGCAGGUUUCCGAGCUGGGGUUGCCGCACCACCCCCACGUGACUAUUGAGGAUCUGGAGCCGGCAACUUGGUACCAGUUACUGGUCACAGCGCAUAAUGAAGCUGGCUCUACGGAGGCCGAAUAUGUCUUCGCAACGCUCACUCUAGCAGGAGGCACCGUCCCCCCGCCGCACUGGAUACAAGUGAUCGAAUCUCAGCGACGCAGGAUCCACGUUAUCGUGCCUGUCGCAUGUUUGCUCGUGGUUACGCUACUCGUCGCCGUGGUCGUAGGCUGCACCAUCUCAAGGAGGAGACUUGCAGCGCUUCAGCGGCGCCGUCUACUGUGGCGGCCAGGAGAAGUUGACGGCGCUUCCAGGACGGCUACGAAGUGUAUUGACACCGUGCCCAUGACGGUGUGGAAAAAGGCAGGACUCGAACAGCCGACCUCGGGACCUUGCACAGAGAAGCUCUACUGGCCGUCACCCCUGCGCUGCCGAGCGAUGUCGUGCAACGUCUCAGCGGAUGGCGAUGGUGCGCGCUGCAAGACGUGGGCGCGCAGUCUGGCCACCAUCCACGAAGACUACAAAGUGGAAGCGGAAGCGAGCGGCGGGAAGAAGCCGGAGCACAUGUACGCCGUGCCUUUCGCGCCAAGCAAUACACUACAGAAGCUAGAAGAGCGGGAUGAUCUUCUUGCCUCUGCUGAAAGGCUGGCAAGCUGCAUGUCGCCGAGGCAAGAUUUAUCACAUGCCACGGCAAGCCUUGAAGCACGGAGGGAGACUGCCGAAACGGACAGCAGAUAGCCCUGCGUCCCCGGUCACUGUGUGAGUGAGCUGCUGCCUGCCUCUUCUGUGGAAUGAAUGGAACGAAAAUUUUGCUGAAUCACACAACGUCGAUAUUUGCGACAAUUACCAAGACGAAGUGCCUUAGAGAGAAUAUCCACUAAGAGAAGGCAAACAGAAGAACACGUGUACUGUGGUGAAGACUGGUGUUGCUUCAAUUUGAAUGCUGUAUUGCUAACCGUACUGUCUCCAAGAAGUUGAAGCCACGAAGAGCUACUUGGAAAUGAAAUUUGUCAUUGACUGCAACGCCAAAUGUCAAGAGUAUUCAGACAGAAAGCGAUGUGAGAGAGGCUGAUAAGCUUGUGCGAUGGCUUCACGGGAGGGCUGCGAGCCAUAAUUUGUUAUUCUUUUAUUCUAUUUGAUUUCUUUUUAUUGAAGUGAAAAUAAGGACAGUUCAUAAACCUACAAUGGGGACAGCUACAUCUUCUCGCUGAGGGAUGCUUAUUGUCCCAAGCCCUCCACGCCUACGUAAUUGGGCUCCGGCAAAACCAUGUUACCCUUCCGUGCAUCUCUUGACUUUCAAGGUAGGCCAAGAGAAACAGCCACUUGUAACUAUGCUUAGAGAAAUAUGCCGAAUAGUGCCUUUGGACGAAAUGGUUUUCGACAACGUGCACUUCGCAUACAACGCAAAAUUAUUUGUUAAGUUUUUUUUAAGACUGGAUCUACCCUUCCUGCGAUAGACAGAUGAAGUGAUGACUCCACCGAAACCACAGGGGCGGCAAUCAGCGGACACUAGAACGUGUUCCUACAGGGCAACUUCCGGCGCGGCUUCAAGACGGCAGCAACCGUUAUUGCACCAUGAUUAUAUUAGAGGUUCGAUUGCGCAAUAUUUGGACGACAUACACAGAAGAGAACCACACACAAACACAACAGAGCGCUUGUG
This is a messenger RNA of Dermacentor andersoni, 6472 nucleotides long. RefSeq names its product cell adhesion molecule Dscam1-like. The record is from RefSeq and is a predicted model, not a curated record. Gene Ontology annotation, molecular function: protein binding. Gene Ontology annotation, biological process: cell-cell adhesion. Lineage: Eukaryota; Metazoa; Arthropoda; Arachnida; Ixodida; Ixodidae.